UUAACAAGGACAAUUACCAUGGCACAAAAACUUGUUAUCCUUUUCACCACUCUUCUUGUUGUUAUGGCUGCUCAUAAUUCAUUAUACUCCACCAAAAUUCAUGUGAUGGCCCAAGAAGAUCAAGAUCCAAUUUGCGGAAAACCAUGUACUACACAUGAUGAUUGCUCUGAUGCUUCGUUUUGUCAAGCCUGUUGGAAUUUCAGACAAACUUGUGGUCCAUUUGUUGGCUAAUUAAGACAUGAUCAUGGGCCUAUAAUUUCAACAUUUAGUCACUUAAUUAGAUAAAUAAAUAACUUAAGUGACCAAAGUGUGCUUGUUCAAGGAAAAAAUUAUGUGGCUAAGAAAUAAACUUUGGAUGUAAUGUGUUUAUCAAUUAAAUAAAAGAUCAUAUAAUGUGUGGUUAUGUAUGUUUU
Messenger RNA from Solanum tuberosum (potato), 413 nucleotides. Its product is annotated as metallocarboxypeptidase inhibitor-like. The record is from RefSeq and is a predicted model, not a curated record. Gene Ontology annotation, molecular function: endopeptidase inhibitor activity. The coding region runs from base 19 to 231 and encodes 70 amino acids. The transcript is spliced from 2 exons. NCBI's taxonomy places the organism in Eukaryota, Viridiplantae, Streptophyta, Magnoliopsida, Solanales, Solanaceae.